UGUAAAAGGAUAAUAAUAAACAUUACUUUGCUCUUUUGCUAGUAGAAAAAAAAAAUCUUUGUCUUAUGUAAAAGUAACAUGUAUUUGACCAUUGUAUGAAUAUUUAGCAUAGCAAGAGACUCGUUAAAAUUUUUUUAAAAAAGCAUAAGCAUGAUUUCUUCUGAUGGACAUCCAGUGUUUUCAGAAAAGGAACAAACGUUCCCCCUCCUUACAUCUCCUGAGGUACUUCCAAAACCAGUCGACACAAAAACACGAUAAAGAUUGCUUUAAAAGUACAAAGUAAAUGAGACACAAUGAGUUGUUGAUUCUUUUACAAUUAAACCUCUUAUACAGAAGAUUAAAAAGUAAGAAUAUUUGGGACCUACUUUUCAGACUGUGUGUAGGGAGCAAACUUAGCAAGAGGGAAAUGGCAAAGAAAAGUUAGAGGUAUCUUUAGUUCAAGAGCUGAAAGCAAUUUUACUCAAAACUAAAGAAACUCAGAGGAAAAUCAGCAAAUCUAAAAUUAUGAAACCAGUGGCACUUUCAAAAAAACUUAUGUUGAAACUGUGGUCACAAGUUUCUUUAUUUUGCCAUUAUCUCUUAUCAUGGUAUUUCCUUUCGGGUGACAUAGCUCUUUUUUGCAGUUUUCUCUUAACUUGACGACUGCAGCACAUUUUACGGUCAGUGCAAGACGGCCGGCGCUGAGCAUCAACCAAUGGAAGGGACUUAUGGGAAUUUAGAUCUUGAAGAAUCCAUUUACCAAACUCCUUCAUGUAAGGACAGAGGUUCAAGCAGCUCCAAGAAGAGACUUUACCUAGAAGUAAUUAUAUUUUUGGGAAUUCUGAAUGUUUUACUGCUGGCUGGACUCAUCGCCCUCGGUGUACACUCUCGUUAUCUGGCACCACGUCUUUCCAACAACCCGACCAAGGAUACCAAUGACAACCUGUCUGCCACACUCAAAGCUGACCUCACCAAAAUGGUUAAAAAGCUACCAGUGUCUGGAGGUUGGACCUGCAGCGUUGCUCCGCAGCAGUUUCCUGCAGCCCAGAUCGAUGCUGGCCAGGGGAUGGUUGUGAUGACAGACAAAAACUCCAGCGCCUUCUUCUUGAGUAGAUCAAGUUGGUCCAAACUGGGCUCGGUGUCUCUUAAGCAUGUCUCAGUGGGACCUGCAGGGAUCUGGGGAGUCGACCAGCAGAACGAAGUCUAUAAAUUUGUAGCCAGUGAUUUUGUUCCUACCCAUGGUCUGGAGUUAAAGCAGGUAGAUGCAGGAGGACAAGGUCAGGUAAUAGGAGUUGCUAAGAGUGACAGAAUCCACUGCCUGACUGCCAACAAAGCCUCAUCCAUAAAGGAGAUCAUGCACUGGAGCACCAGUAGUGUGACUGAUCUGCUGAUUUAUAUCAGUUGUGCUCCAACUGGAUGCUGGGGAGUGAACGCACAACAAUCAAUCUUCUUCACGCAAAUCUCAAACUCCUGCGUCAAACCUGGAAUCUGGAACAAGGUGGAUGGAGAGGCAGUAAAUGUUGAAGUUGGGAGUGACGGAAAUGUCUUUGUUGUAAAUCGACUUGGACUGCUCUACGAAAGAACUGGCAUCUCUGACCAUGUUCCACAGGGCACAGAUUGGAAGAAAAUUGAAAUGUCUGUGAAGAUCAAACAUGCCAGCUACGACCUGGGGUAUCUGUGGCUUGUGACUGAGGAAGGUUUCAUUGUGAAAUGCACCAAGUAACCAGGUGGAAGUCCUCACUUUAAACUUUUCUCAUUUCAUGACUUCUGUGGUUCAAACCUGUGUUUGCUUUAUCAUCAGAAUACACAGCAUUUAUGGUGAUGUUUAGGCCCAGGCUUAAGCAGGAGUCUGGGCCUCCUGUUUAACCAUAGUAGGAGGUUUGUAAUGCUGUAUUAUAACGCCUCAAUAUGUAAUAAUGUGAUAAAUUCUGGCUUCAAUAUGUAAUUAAACGUAUUUACAACCACAUUAUGUAAAAUGCAAAAGGUAGUAAAAUCUUUGAACACAUUGUAAUAGUUUCUGUUGCAUCAUGCAUGAUUACAAAAUGUAGAGGUCGCUUUUUUUUUUAUAAUAACGUAAUAAUGUGGUAAGUUAUGCAAUGAAGUUCCACAAACCUUGUUUUCAUCCUGAUCAAUAUUCUUCUAAUAAUAGUCAAAUUGCAUUGCCUUUGUAUUUGUAUUUUUGAAACUUUGAAAGAUUUAAAGUGUCAUAAAACAGCAUGGAUGUUUGAUUCUUGGGGCUAAUCUUCGUGUUAUUUUCCCAACCUGGAAAAUAUAAAAGCUAUGCUCUUUAACACCAAACACAGCCCCUACUUUUUUUCACAGACUCCUUUGUCUCUGUGCUUUUCUUCUCACUUUGCAAAGUUUUAAUAAAUUUGUUACA
Poecilia latipinna (sailfin molly) is the source of this 2359-nucleotide messenger RNA. Its product is annotated as fish-egg lectin-like. The transcript has 7 exons. Lineage: Eukaryota; Metazoa; Chordata; Actinopteri; Cyprinodontiformes; Poeciliidae. Bases 695 to 1702 code for a protein of 335 amino acids. The record is from RefSeq and is a predicted model, not a curated record.